GGAGCUGCUGGGCGUUCUCAGCAAUUGCUACCGUUGAAGCAGUCAACAAGAUUGUGACUGGUGAUCUGAUCUCACUUUCUGAGCAGGAGUUGGUCGAUUGUGAUACUAUCCAUGACUCAGGCUGUAAUGGGGGCCUAAUGGACUAUGCUUUUGAUUUCAUAAUCAACAAUGGAGGAAUCGACACUGAGGAAGACUACCCUUACAAAGCCAUGGGCGGGAGAUGCGACCAAAAUAGGAAAAAUGCUAAGGUUGUGACAAUUGAUGGGUAUGAAGAUGUUCCCGCUUAUGAUGAAAAGGCCCUACAAAAGGCUGUUGCAAAUCAACCCAUCAGUGUUGCCAUCGAAGCAGGUGGCAAGGACUUUCAACACUACACCUCGGGUAUCUUUACUGGAAAAUGUGGAACCGCAGUGGACCAUGGAGUAGUUGCUGUUGGAUAUGGUAGCGAAAAUGGUAAGGAUUAUUGGAUUGUUAGGAACUCAUGGGGUGCUUCUUGGGGAGAAAAGGGAUACCUCAGGAUGCAGCGUAACGUUGCCAGUUCUAGUGGCCUGUGUGGAAUUGCUAUAGAGCCUUCUUACCCUAUAAAGACGGGCCAAAAUCCCCACCCUGGCCCUUCUCCUCCAUCUCCAGUGAAGCCGCCCAAUACUUGUGAUGAAUACUAUCAAUGCCCAGAGAGCACCACCUGCUGCUGCGUCUUAGAGUUCUCUAACUACUGUUAUGCUUGGGGAUGCUGCCCCUAUGAAGGAGCCGUUUGCUGUAAAGACCACAACAGUUGCUGUCCACAUGACUAUCCCGUCUGCAAUGUUAGAGCCGGCACCUGCUCAAUUAGCAAGGACAAUCCAUUGGGAGUGGAGGCAAUGAAGCACAUUCUUGCCAAACCCAUAGGGGCCUUCAAGAAGAGCAUUUCUUGAAUUCUCUUAAGUUCCAAGGCUGUGGGACGAGGAGGUGGCAAAAGCGGCCAAUGGAAAUGAAUUGUAGACGAUCUCACUGCUAUAUUGUUUUGAAGACCUCUCAUUCCCAGCUAAAGUAAUUGAAAGAAAUCCAUAAUCAAGGAUUACAAAGAUCCUUAUGAUGAUUUGUAAAUAGUGCUUCUUUAUGGUUUCCGCUGUAUUAGAACCAAGAUUAAAAGGAGAUAUUAAUUUUCCUCUUUGGCUACUUAUGUAUCUAGUGUAUUUCUCAGCAUUGAUGACUAAAGUUCUGCUUUUGUGGCACACUUUAUUGUUCAUCUGCUGCUUGUACGCCGUGUUUUUAAAGGAUGACUAACCUGCAAUUUGAACUUUGAACUUACUACUA
Molecule: messenger RNA, 1290 nt
Organism: Nicotiana attenuata
Lineage: Eukaryota; Viridiplantae; Streptophyta; Magnoliopsida; Solanales; Solanaceae
Product: low-temperature-induced cysteine proteinase-like
Cellular component (GO): lysosome
Molecular function (GO): cysteine-type endopeptidase activity
Source: RefSeq, a predicted model, not a curated record